UGAAGCUGUUGUUUGUACUCAUUAAACCUAAUGUUAAUUAAAUACAAUUUAGGCGAAUGGAAAUUUGCUUCGUCGGCAGGUUUGCUGCAGCGGGGGUGUUUAUGAAUCUGUUAAAUUUUAUGAUGCUCUGAAGGCUGGACAUUGUUUUAAAGGUCUGCAGCUACAAAACCCAAGUCAGAAAUGAGCCAGGAAGAAUUAGCUAGGAGGGAAGAAGAGGAAUUCAACACGGGACCGUUGUCAGUUUUAACACAGUCUGUGAAAAACAAUACACAGGUUUUAAUCAACUGUAGAAAUAACAAGAAGCUGCUGGCUCGCGUAAAGGCAUUUGAUCGGCAUUGCAACAUGGUUCUGGAGAAUGUCAAGGAAAUGUGGACUGAACAACCUGCGACAGGAAAAGGAAAAAAGAAGUCCAAGCCAGUCAACAAGGACAGAUUUAUCUCCAAGAUGUUUCUCCGAGGCGAUUCAGUCAUUUUAGUGCUUAGGAAUCCUCUCGCCACUGCAGCUGGCAAAUAAUCUCAAACCUGUGAAUUCUUGAAAAUAUAAACUAUUUUUGCAAUUCUA
This is a messenger RNA of Macrosteles quadrilineatus (aster leafhopper), 561 nucleotides long. RefSeq names its product probable small nuclear ribonucleoprotein Sm D2. Gene Ontology annotation, biological process: RNA splicing; spliceosomal snRNP assembly. The record is from RefSeq and is a predicted model, not a curated record. The coding region runs from base 181 to 513 and encodes 110 amino acids. Gene Ontology annotation, cellular component: catalytic step 2 spliceosome; precatalytic spliceosome; U4/U6 x U5 tri-snRNP complex. Lineage: Eukaryota; Metazoa; Arthropoda; Insecta; Hemiptera; Cicadellidae. The transcript is spliced from 4 exons. Gene Ontology annotation, molecular function: RNA binding.